Cyclopterus lumpus (lumpfish) is the source of this 4947-nucleotide messenger RNA. Its product is annotated as KIAA0825 ortholog. NCBI's taxonomy places the organism in Eukaryota, Metazoa, Chordata, Actinopteri, Perciformes, Cyclopteridae. The record is from RefSeq and is a predicted model, not a curated record. Bases 376 to 4341 code for a protein of 1321 amino acids. The transcript has 23 exons.
UAGCGUUACGUAUACCACAGUACUGGUUGAAUAACGGGGAUAUUUGAUUGAUCUAUAACAAUAACUUGAUUCUGACAGAGAGGCUGCUUAUGAAGCCGCACAGCUGUUUGCAAAAACGGUACGUUCCGUGACAGUGAAAGAUAAGCUUCCCAUCACAGUCAUUUAAUUACAUUAACGUUAACCUACGUUGUGGCAUGUUUGCCGUUCAGUUGUCUCGGUUUACCGUUUUGUUGGAGCGACAUGUUGCGUAAAGCUUCGACAAAUGUCAACAAUAAGUGAUUGUAAAUUAAGCGAGUAAUUGUUCCCCCUAACGUUACAUGUAAUGGAUUGACAUUUAAACGAGAGCGAAUAUAAAGGAGCUUGGUAAAGAGCAGUAUGGAGUGGCCAGGGGAUUUUCCUGAAGACCAUGCCUUUGUGGAGCUGCCGGUUUCAGGGGUUUCCAGUGAGCUGGACUUUGAGCAACUCCUAAAAGACACGGAGGAGAAACUCAAUCUCAAUGCCAACAGCAUUGAACGGCAGCUAAAAGAGCUCCAGGCCAAAAUGGGAGAUUCUCGGGAGCGUCCGCUGAGCCCUUCAGAGUGCCUGCAGUGGUUCAACAUCAAAGCGAACAACAGUUUGCGACCAGUUACCACAGGACAUCAAGAGCUCAUGGACUUCUUCAGAGCUCUGAAACAGUACCUGAGGUCUGAAGAGGCGAGGAAAGAGGAGGUGACACUUCAACUACUGCUACAUUUGUCUGCCCAGUGUGGUAUCUGCUUUCCCUGUUCCCCUUCUUCUUCAUCCUCCCCCUCAACUCUGACUGCCUCCUCCAUCCAAUUGGUUCAUCAAGUCAGAGAUGAAGCUUCAUUAGAGAUCCAGGAGGCCUGGGAUGAUGUGCGUCUCCAGCUUCGUCGCCACCUGCUGGACCGGCUGUCUUCCCGAUGCCCAGAUCAUCCUGGAACCAGACAUCUUUCCGUCCCUGAGCGGGUCCACUGUCUGCAACAGCUGUUUUUUCUUUACCCUCAGUCGGAGGCUCUGACAUAUUACCAGUGUCUGAGAAGCCAAUCCGUGCUGGAUCUUCUGCUUUCCGCCCUGAGCUCAAGCCCAGGCGGUGAGACCGGCUUUGACAGACUGGCUAAAGGCUUCCGCCACAUAGUCCCGGCUCUGACCCAAGCCCUCACGGAGGAGCUCCAUGUUCUUUCAAGACUCGCAGAACCACACACCAUCCUGGGUUUCCUUAAUAUGGCCUACCUCAACAAUGUGGCCCGGGAACUGGCCUCCCUGAUGGAGAGAGAAUGUGAGACGGCCCUGAGGGACAACACCACGCUCAGUAGCAAGAUCAAGAAAUAUUCAGCCAGAUCACGGGCAACCGUCGCGCCAAUGGAGCUCCCAAUGAAAAACAGAAGCUUCCGGUUAACUUUACACCAGCUGAGGGCGUUAACCCAGCUAGCAUGCACCCUGCUGGGGUUUGAGAGGAUGGUGAAGGAGCUGGUCACUAAUAUGACCGUCAUUGAUUGUACAGGAGAGACUCCCUCUGUAAAAGGCAUCUUGAAAAAGAACAGAGAGGAAUCAGAUGUGACAGAUGGCAAGACAUCCACGGCAGAAACACUUCUCCAAAUGCCACAGGUGCAGGUUUUGGAGUUUGACUGGAGGUCAGCAUUCAUGGGGCUGGUCCCUCACAUGGCACAUUGUGUUAAAGUGGUGCUGGAUGAUGUUUGUACCAGGAGUCUACAGCAGGAAGAAGCCUUACAUUCUUCAGGACAUACCUCCAUCACCCUGAGCCGAACUACAGGACACACUGCCAUCGCAGCCGGCAACUCGCAUCUCAAAGAAGACUCCUUCUACACCUACUCAGAGAGAGAGACUCCCAAAAUGAUAGCCAAGUUCUGUGGAGCAAUCCUGACUGAGCUGGAUGUCUUACUACCCUUGGCAGCAGCCUGCCGGGAAAGCUCUCUCCUGGAAGUGCAAUCAAGCUUUGUGGAGGCAUGUAGCAGGGCAGUGUUUGCCAUUCUGGGCCGUUUGCAGGAGAGGGCCCUUGAGGUACCAUCCUCUGCACCUCUGAGGAACCUGCCUGCUCUGCUGGCCACUUGCAUUUAUGUGCACCAACGACUGGAGCACUACCAUGCCAGGCUGAGAGAUUCAAAUACUACUGCAGCUAAAGUAGCCCUGACCCUGCUGCCUAUUCAAAAGUACCAGGAUACAGUGGAGGCCUUUAGAGACCAGCUGACCACAUACUGUAUCCAGGUUUGUUCCACCUGCAUUCUUCAAGAUGCAGAGAGUCACCACUGGGCUGACCCCAAACCUUUCUAUGAGGGUGAGCGCUGUUCUUUCUCGGUGCAGAUGUGGUUCUACUUCCUGUGUGGUCUCCGUAGCGACCUGUGGGCGGUGCUUCCAGCAGAGAUGGCCAAGGCGGUGCUCGGCCAGGUGCUGUCAGAGACCUUACAGCUGCUGGUGCAAAGAUAUGCCAGGGCCCGUCCUUCAUACAAGAGACACAUGCAAAUCAGGUGUGACAUUACAGCAUCGUUGCUAUAUGUGGAGCAGCUGAUGUGGAGUGUGUGUAAAAGUCCCGAGGCCUUGGUGCGCUCCAAUCCCUCUACAGCAAUUGCCAUAAUAGCGGGCGGAUCAGACUGGGUGUACCAAAUCCACAGCCUGUGUGACCAACUCCUGACAGUCCUUGUCAUUGUCACUGCACCUCUAUCUUUGCUGUAUAGGAUUUUUAUGAAUAAUCCUGAGACAGAAUCCACGCCACAUCAGCCUGACAGCCAUGAUGUCCACUGGCUGAAUGCUAUCAACCCCGACCUCUUCUCAGAGCAGGCCAUACGAGACGGCCUUAUGGGCCAGGCAGCCUCUGCAUGUCAGCUGAGGCUGCUGAACUCUGACCCCGGAUGCAAUCCCAAGUUGCUGCUGCGAAUGCUGCUUUACAAUGACUGUCACCUGCCCAGAAUUCUCCUGGAAAACUCUCAGUUUUGCCAAGAGAGCUGCUUAGAGAUGUCUGCGGAGAGCUGCAAGGCAGGAGAGGACUUCAAAGUCGCAUUGUUCAACCUCUUCAGUUGCCUGAAUAAUGUUCCCAAGGCCUUGACUCAGAUCCUUCAACCAUACCUGGAAAGGUCACACAUAUGGGAACAUCUCUAUACACUGGCAGACACAACACAGGCUGUACCUGUAGUGAUCAGUUGUGUGCGGACGAUAGUCACCAAGUCAACCAACAGCCUCUUGGUACACCUGGUCUCCAUGGUGAUGGGUUGGCAGACCACAGAGGAGCCCAGUGGAACCUUGUUCAAGCAGAAUGUACCAGAGAGCGUCACGGCUAAAAUACCCAAGGAGUGGAACUACACACCACUGGAAGCACGGGGAAAGGAGACCAGUAAGACUGUCAUAUCCGUAAUCAUUCAGGCCUUGUCCUUCAUUUUCACCAACCUGCCCUUGGCCGUAGCGUCCGUGCCUCUCCCCGUCCGCUUCCUCUUCCAAGUGGCAGAGAAGCACCUCUCCCAGCAUGCCCGGCAGCUGCGCUUAAUGGGCCUGUUACUCUGGGCCCUGUUAGGCUGUCUGAUCCAGGGCCUGGAGGACUCAGACACACUAGAACAGAUCAGUGGUCUGGCACUGGACCGUGGCGUAAAGGAACCCCUGUACCUACUGGCUGAGUGCCUACAGGCUACCAUGGGCAUUCAACAGAAGGGUGUUCCCAAACCUACAGUGCAAAAAGUGCUUCAGUCUCUGGAGGAAAAAAGACCCAAGUGGACAAACAUGCAGCUGCAGAGGGCCCGAAAGCUCUGCUCAGACAGCGUGUUUGAGCGAGGAAAGGAAAGCGGAGUCGCUGCAGCUGAACUGACUGAGCAGAAAAUAGGCCUGAUGCUGCUGGAGGUCUGCCACAAAGCAGGUGGCAGCGACUACCUGAGGCAGAUCUAUCACAUCAUCCAAGGCAAUGAGGAACUACUGAUGUUUAAACUAAAUGGAAGCACAGACUCGCCCAAUGAUCCUCCUGACUCGAUAUACGUUGACCUUGAAUGUGAGAGUCGUGCGGACACUAACGGUUUCAAUCCUCUCCACCAAUUUGACCACAUUGGCAAGAAGAAGCUGGAUCAGAGUGCAGCGGUCGAUUGGGCAUGGGACUGGCCAAGGCUGUUGCCAGCAUAUCAGGGCAUGAGUCAGGUCACCUUCAAAACUCUGCUGGCCAACAGGUGGGAGAUGCAGGAGGAUGCGGAGCUGGAAGAUGCUGAGAAGUGUGUGGUCGAGGAACUUCAGAAAGCUUAUUUAGUUUGCUGCUGCAGCCGGGAAUCACAGGACCCUCCCAAAGCUGAUGAGACACUGGCAGAGCAGACCCAGGGGGAAACUCAACAGUCUGAUAAAACAGCUGCCCAAUAACAGUCCACGCAGUUGGAAUGUUUAUCAUGUUGUAAAUGUUUUCUUGUAAUACUCACUUGCGACUCUCAAGGUAGUAGAGUAAUAGUGUGUGUGUAUGCGCGUGCGUGCAUGUGUGUGUGUGCACAUUUGUAGGUUUGCAUAUGUGUGUGCAUGAAAACACGAGUGAGAGAGCGGACAAGAAACUGUGGAACAAUAAAAAGAGUGAGGGAGACAUUCCCUCACUCUUUAUACACACGUCUCAGACAAACUCGCUGUGCUUUUCUAUAUCAGACGCAUUUCAUCUUUAUGGAGCACAUCUCCAGAAAUCAGUUCUGGGAAAUGGAGAAACUGGAUUUGUUUGCCUGGGACAAGAUGGGACUGUGUGAUCAUUGUCGGUAGUUGAAGUUUUUUUUGAGACAGCGAGUGUAAAGACGUUGGUGUCAGCAUACUUUCUCCUGGUUCCUGAAAGCAAACAUCAAGUCUUACAGUUGGAAAGCAAGAUGAUGUAUGUUUUGAUUACAGUGUGUCCCAAAAAGCUGCCCUGCUAUGUAAUAUCAGUCUGUAUUUUGUGCAAACUGAGAAAACAUUUAUUUUAUAUGUAAUAUGAUUGCUGAGUCUAUUUUUCCA